CCACCAUGCACAUGGUGCCAUCAGGUCCACCACAACCUAACGUUUGCCGCGCGACACCAUCGACGACAAUAUGCCGCUUGGCCACCAUACACCGCCACCACCUGCGAGAAAGCAUGCAGAGCACAUGACCCUUCUCGUGUCGUCCGAUGCGGUUGUUGCUCCAACGAGAAACCAUCGUAUGCUUGGCUUGAGCAUGGUAGCUCUGGCGUCGUUCUUGAUCAGUAUCAUGUCCGCGUGCAUCAAGUUCGAAGGGUCGAGUCUGUCGUCCAUGGAGACGGUGUUCUGGCGGUGUGCAAUCUCGUACGUCUAUGUUGUGAUGUUGGCAUUGUAUUGGCGCAUGGACUUGGUCGUGCCCCGCGAAUUCCACUGGGACCUGACGUGGCGCUGCAUCUACGGGUUUGUCACAUGUGCGACGUUGUUCUGGACGAUCAAGGAAAUGACGUUAGCUGACGCGCACGUCCUCGCCUUUACCAGUCCCGUGCUCACGUUCUUCCUUGGGGCGUGGCUACUGGGCGAAGCCAUCGCCUCCGUCGACCUCGGAUGUGCAGUCGUGUCGUUAGUUGGGGUCGUGUGCGUGUGCCAGCCCGCGUUUUUGUUCGGAUCAGCCGCUCAAGCCGCGACCAACCCGUAUGCGCCAUGGGGUGGCAUCAUGUCUGCCGUCUUGAUCGCACUCACAUAUGUGCAUCUGCACAAACUCGCGGCGCUCCAUUAUGUGGUGGUGACGCACUACUUUUUACUCACGUCCGCGGCUGCCGCGGGCCUGUGGGUGAUCGUCAUGGAAGGCGGGGAGUUUCACCUGUUACGACCAGACGCGAACCCUGCUGUGGUGUGGGCGGCCUUUGUCGGUGGUACCGUGGGGUUUGUGGGCCAGUUAUGCCUGACCAAGGGGUUUCAGAUCGAAAAGAUUGGUAUCUCGUCCGUGAUUCGAUACCUCGAUGUCGUGUUUGCGUUUCUAUGGGAUGCAGUGUGGCUCCAUGAGCCCAUCCACGGAUGGAGUGUCGUGGGAGCGGCGUUGAUCAUUGCGUGUGCCGCGGUGAUCUUUUUACGAAAAUCCCGCGGCCAAGCCUAGAUGGGGUGAGAGGUCGUAAUACCUCGGUUGGUGAAAUACAUACAGUCUGGUUUGACGGCCCAGAACAAGAAAUGAUUGUUGCCAUAUAAUACUAGUACUGAUCUCCCCCCUUAAACGAAACGGGGUAAACUUGAUAAUUUUUGAAACUUUAUAUUAUCCAACCAUAUCGGAAGGUGAUGACUUUUUCAAAAUUCGAACACUUGAAUCGUUUGGCAUUGAAAUGGAUGACAUCACUUCCACUGUGAGAAACUGCUGGAGACGCACUGGCAUACUCAGCUCUGACUUGGAGACGCCCAGCGCUUGAAUGCAUGUAUAAAUGGUUGGUUCAGACAGCCUGCAAAUACCUGUAAGAGUUAAUUUACUGUGUGAAUUGCAUAAUUUGCUCCGUUUCGUUUAAGGGUGGAGAUCAGUACUAAUA
Molecule: messenger RNA, 1487 nt
Organism: Aphanomyces astaci
Lineage: Eukaryota; Oomycota; Saprolegniomycetes; Saprolegniales; Verrucalvaceae
Exons: 3
Coding region: 71-1069 (332 amino acids)
Cellular component (GO): membrane
Source: RefSeq, a predicted model, not a curated record